Hemibagrus wyckioides is the source of this 1429-nucleotide messenger RNA. RefSeq names its product chromobox homolog 3b (gene cbx3b). Gene Ontology annotation, molecular function: chromatin binding. The transcript is spliced from 5 exons. Bases 224 to 808 code for a protein of 194 amino acids. Gene Ontology annotation, cellular component: nucleus; pericentric heterochromatin. Gene Ontology annotation, biological process: negative regulation of transcription by RNA polymerase II; chromatin organization. The record is from RefSeq and is a predicted model, not a curated record. NCBI's taxonomy places the organism in Eukaryota, Metazoa, Chordata, Actinopteri, Siluriformes, Bagridae.
UCCUUAUCGGCCAUUUUUAAUUUAACUCUUUCGUGAAAACUUAUGUAAACACAACAAAGCUACUAAAGGCUUUGAUGGUCACCUACGCCAAAAACACAUCAUAUGUAUGAUCGUUAAAUGUGAUUUUUUAAUAAAUCUAGGUGUCGGAAGAGGACCCUCUCAGCACUGUGGGCUGCACUGAGAACACUGAGAGCCUGCGAUAACAUUACUAUCAGAAAAAAACAUGAGGAAAAAGCAGAAUGUGAAAAACAGGAAGGCAGAAGAGACAACAGUUGUGCAGGAGUUUGCUGUGGAAAAAAUAAUUCAGCGAAGAGUCAAUGAUGGAAAAGUGGAAUACUAUCUGAAGUGGAAAGGCUUCACUGAUGCUGAAAAUACUUGGGAGCCAGAGGACAAUCUGGACUGCCCUGAGCUGAUUGAAGAGUUUCUCAGAAACUUGGCUGUCUCAGGUGAGACAGAAAGCAAGGAAAAUCUCACUCUGGAUCCUGUUAUUCAACCCAAAGAAGAACAGACAGAGCUUGAUGCUAACGCUCAGCAGCAGCAUCACUCUGAGAAAGAGCAGACACUGUGUGAGACUGGGGAAUCUGCAGAUCACAGCACAGAGACCAUCAACAAUAAACCACUUAUGCAGGAACCAGAACGCAUUGUUGGCUCCACUGACCGACAGGGAGAGCUCAUGUUCCUCAUCAAAUGGCACGACACAGACGAUGUGGCACUUCUGUCAGCCAGGGAGGCCAGUGUUAGAUGGCCCAAGAUGGUUAUCAGUUUCUAUGAGGAUAAGCUGAGCUGGCAUGAGGAAGAGGAACAGUAACAAUGAACUAAAUAAUACAUCAUGGCAGCUUUUAUCAUUUCCCCUCAAACACAUCCAAUGGGGUUUCCUGUCUGUGAAAAGUCUUGUGAAAGUGUGUAAAUCCCCAGACACUGUGAACCAUGUCAUAGCACACUGAACUGCACUGUAGGAUGACAUGUUUAUAGGGUAUAGGCUAAAUGGUUGGAUAAUCGGUGCUGUAUUUGAUCUGUAGAUUUGUUUAAAAAGCAUUAUCUUAUUGUUUUACUGUCUUUCAAAUUUGACUUGACUUAAAAAGACCCAAGGGGCCAGAUCAUAUACUAAUGAGAAUGUGGAUAUUAGGAGUAAUCACUGUUACUGUUGGUCUCUGUGUAACUGUUUUAGCACUUCUACUGUGAUUAAGACCAGUGAUCUGUGAAAUUUGUAGUUUUGUUCAUUUGCACAAAGAAAUACAAAUGUAGCAUUUUAAGACCAUGUUUUCUUUGAAAGCACUGAUAACAUAGUGUGAUAUUUUAUUACAUCUCUGCCAGUGCAGUGCAUUGUGUUGCAAAAUGUAGUUUCUGUUUCACUUUCAUGGUCUUUUUAUGGUUUAUUUGUGGUUUUUAAUCAAGAGCAAGAAUAAUAAAUGUCAGAUUAACAUGAAAA